This is a messenger RNA of Penicillium lagena, 1554 nucleotides long. Its product is annotated as GABA permease GabA. Gene Ontology annotation, cellular component: membrane. The transcript is spliced from 19 exons. Gene Ontology annotation, molecular function: transmembrane transporter activity. Gene Ontology annotation, biological process: amino acid transport; transmembrane transport. The record is from RefSeq and is a predicted model, not a curated record. Bases 1 to 1554 code for a protein of 517 amino acids. NCBI's taxonomy places the organism in Eukaryota, Fungi, Ascomycota, Eurotiomycetes, Eurotiales, Aspergillaceae.
AUGAUGAAAGACGAAUUCCCAAAUGAAGAUGAUGCCCAGUUGGCGCAGAUGGGCCACAAGGCGGAGCUAAAACGCCACUUCUCUCUGUUGUCCAUGCUGGGUCUUGCCUUCGCGAUUCUGAACUCAUGGACGGCCUUGUCGGCGAGUUUGUCGCUCAGUCUGCCCUCGGGUGGCAGCGUUAGUGUCGUUUGGGGUUUGAUCACCGCCGGUGUUUGUAACUUGUGCAUGGCCGCUUCUCUGGCCGAGUUCCUCUCGGCCUAUCCUACCGCGGGAGGUCAAUACCAUUGGGUUGCUGUCAUUUCGUGGGACAACUGGAUGCCGAUCCUGUCCUGGAUCACCGGCUGGAUCAAUUGCUCGGGCUGGGUGGCCCUGGUUGCCACCGGGGGGCUUCUGGGCAGUCAGCUGAUUGUCGGCGUUAUCUCUCUCAUGCACCAGAGCUACGAACCCCAGCGCUGGCAUCAAUUCCUGAUCUACCUGGCUUACAACAUCAUUGCAUUUGUGAUCAACGCAGUGAUGAACAACGUGUUGCCUUACGUGACCAAAGCUGCCUUCAUCUGGUCACUGACUGGCUUCGCCGUCAUUUGCAUCACGGUUCUCUCAUGUGCUGCCCCUAACUUCAAUUCCGGAGAUUUUGUUUUCCGUGGCUUUAUCAACCAGACAGGCUGGCCUGAUGGUAUCGCUUGGCUGCUCGGUCUUUUGCAAGGAGGUCUCGGUGUGACUGGAUUUGACGGUGUUGCUCAUAUGAUCGAAGAGAUCCCCAACCCUUCCGUGGAGGGACCCAAGAUCAUGAUUGCCUGUGUUGGCAUUGGAUGCGUCACUGGGGUGAUCUUCCUCGUCGUCCUGCUUUUCGUGGCUGGUCCCAUCCAGCCAAUUAUCAAGUCCACUGCAACACCGCUUCUGGCAAUUCUGAAGCAUGCAACUCAGAGCAACGCCGGUGCCAUUUGCCUUUUGAUGUUCCCUCUCAUCUGUGUGCUUUUCGCUGCAACAACAAUCAUGACUACUAGUAGUCGCAUGAUUUACGCUUUCGCACGGGAUGGUGGUCUUCCUGCCUCUCCCUUCUUUUCCAAGGUUCAUCCUAAACUGAAGGUUCCCAUGAAUGCGCUCUACCUUAAUCUGGGACUUGUCACGGUGUUCGGCCUUAUCUUCCUGGGCUCGUCUAGCGCCUUCAACGCAAUUGUCUCGGCAUCAGUGGUCUUGCUGGAUCUUGCCUAUGGGCUUCCUAUUGCGGUUAACUGCAUCCGCGGCCGCAAAAUGCUUCCAGAACGAACAUUCGUCCUCCCCACCGCCGUUGGCUGGACCUUGAACAUUAUCUCUCUGGUCUAUGUCACUCUGACAACGGUUCUCUUCCUUUUCCCACCCGACUUGCCUGCUACCGGGAGCAACAUGAACUACUGUGUGGCUGCGUUCGGGAUAGUCUUCAUCAUUUCGACUAUUCAAUGGUUUGUGGACGGCCGCAAGAACUUUGUCGGGCCUCGUAUCGAGAUGGAGGUUUUGUCCGGCCAGGUCGGCAGUACUCCUGCUGAGCCUUUGCCUCUGAUGGACGGUGAGAAAUAA